Molecule: messenger RNA, 3780 nt
Organism: Formica exsecta
Lineage: Eukaryota; Metazoa; Arthropoda; Insecta; Hymenoptera; Formicidae
Product: odorant receptor 22c-like
Exons: 9
Coding region: 1963-3276 (437 amino acids)
Biological process (GO): detection of chemical stimulus involved in sensory perception of smell; sensory perception of smell
Cellular component (GO): plasma membrane
Molecular function (GO): olfactory receptor activity; odorant binding
Source: RefSeq, a predicted model, not a curated record
AAAGCUUUUUUUUAAUGGUUUUUUUUUUUUGAGCGUUAGUUUUCGUUUCCAACUGGUUUUUGUAGGGACAGAAAGUCAGAAUAACAGUUCUUCCUCUUUUCAUUAUAUGAAAUGUGUAAGUACCCGAUUUUGCCCUAACACAAGGAAAGUAAUAAAUACGGCGGUUGUAUAUUCCGGCGUACAACAUGCCGAUCAAAACUAAUAUGAUAUACUCUCUAAUAUGUACAGAAUGCAAUGCUGCACUUACCGAAACCGAUGCUCUAAAUAGAAAAAGUGCACGACGAUUCGAUUCUUGCCUCGAUAUCUAUCUUUUUAGGGCUAAAAACUUUGAACUUCUAUUAAAAAAGAAAUAUCAUGUGCACCGGGGCACGGUUUGUUUUAAAAUAAUAAUGGCACCAAUCUACAACUAAUAACACAAGUUAGCCAUAGAUAGCAGCAUUUAUUACAAAAAAAAAACAAGGAUACUCUGUUUGACCCGCCUACCCGAUUUUACCCAACUUUCUACUACUUAGACUAUAAUUGCUCAUUAAAUUGUGUUAAACAUACAAAAUAUGUUAAUCACAAUUAGAAUGCUAUUUUAUUGCACUUUAUAAAUAUAUCUAGCAUCAUUAUAUAUUUAUUUAUAGGUAAUUAUAUGGGAGAAGAGCUUAUCAAUCAUAAUAAUUUCAUAUAUUCCACCACGUAAGAAACAAUUUUAUAUGUUGUUUGCAAUUGUAUGUACAUAAUAAUAUAUGUAUAUGUAUAUUUAUCAUAUUUUUCAAAGGUACAAUAUUCGAUGGUAUAUGCCGCCAUUACACGUACAGAAAAUGAUACUUUUUAUUUUGCAAAGAGGCAGUCAAGCUUUCCAUCCAAAUAUUGCCGGACUGUUUGCACUAUCACUAAAAAGUUUCGCUAUAGUAAGAAUUAUUACAUGUCAUAAAUUGAAAUAUUUACAGCACAUUUAGCAUGUUUCAUGUUGCAACCUAAGAGAUGUAUUUCAUUAUUACAGCUAAUAAAAGCAUCGAUGUCUUAUUUCACCGUUUUAUGUUCUAUGCAGCAAUGAUGCGAAGACAUAUUAUCUGAUCAAAAUGGGCCUGAUAAUAUUUCUGACGUUUAAAAUAGUAAAAUGUAGAAUUAUUAAAAUUAAUAGUUAAAAUGCCACUUUAAUAAAUUCUGCAUAAAUUUAAUUAUACAUCCUAAUCAGCGUUUUGUUUUUUGAUUGUUGCACUAUUUAAAUAAUUAAGAAAUCGCAAAUUUACAAUAAUUUAUUUUCAUAUAAUAGAUGCCUAUUUUAUAUUAUAAAAUAUGUACAUCAAGUGGGAUGUGUCCUGAGAAAGUAUGAAACAAAAUGAAUAAUAUAUUAUAGAAUAUUAUAAAAUUAAUUUUUUUACAAAUGUACAGAAUUAAUUUGUAUAUUUUCGAACGAGUACAAUAACAUUAAUUUCUGCUUCAUAUAAAACGGUAAGUGAUAUAUUACAGGAAAUCUAGUAGCGUUAAAUGUAGAUAGAAUAUGAAUUAAUAAAACAGCAUGCAUGUGUAUUUUAAUUAAGAAAAACGAUUAUCCAGUUUUGCUUAAUAUAAAAUGUAGAAAGCUCUGAAUCACAGUUCGGUACCUUAUAUAUUGAUGGCAAUUAGUUUUAUAAUUUGCCAGCGCACGUAAGGCGGAUCGACUCUGUUCCUUUAUACUUUAGAAAGACAAACUCCUUCCACGAGCGCACGCACAAGAAUGAAGCACAUGAAACUGUAUUGCUUGAAAAAAGAGCGAUUGCGCUUGCGCCGAUCGAUAAGGUACGUGAUGAUUGUAUGUUUCUCUGUAUGAAAUACUCAUUUCUUUAAUUUCUCUUUCUCUCUCUCUCUCUCUCUCUCUCUCUUUAUAUGUAAAAUUGAUCGCUUAAUCACCACUUCACAAAAUUGUUAAAUUACAAAAGUUUCGUUUCCACAUUAUUGUGUGCAGUUUGAUAUUUAUUAUGAAUUAGAUAAUUUAUGACAAAAUUUAUUCUAAAAAUACGGUAUGAAUUCAAGAAUACUUUAUUUGAAGAAGAAAAAGGAAGGGAUAGAGGCGAAUCUUUAUUAAUUUCUCCGCAGUCCAGUUUCUAUGCUAGUACAGUAAUGAUAUGCGUGAAGUCUCAACAUUUUGAUCUUAAUCGGAUCCUGUUACUUGCAAUCGGCUUAUGGCCAUAUCAAAAAUCAAAAUUUAGUCAACUUCAAGCAACUUUGUGUUUUGGUAUUUUGACAAGCUUUGUUGUAUUUCAGUUCACAGCGUUGAUAACCACAAAAUGUACUGCUGACUUUAUCAUCAAAAUUUUUUCUUCCACAACAUUCUUUAGUUUGUACAUAAUAAAGUACAACAUGUUUUGGAUUAACACUCAUCAUGUGAGAAAUUUGUUGGAGCAAUUACAGUAUAUCUGUAAUGAGCUAAAAGAUGAAAACGAACUUGCUAUCUUUAAAAAGUAUGGAAAUUACACAAGAUGUUGUACAGUCAUAUUUACAUCAUUCGCAAUAUGCAGUGCAUUUAUUGCUACUUUACUACCUAUUUGGCCACAGAUCCUUGGUACUGUCUUGUACAUAAACGAGUCUCAACUACAGAGUCAGACAAUACAAAUCGUGACUGAAUACUUUGUCGAUCAACAAAAAUAUAUCUAUUUAAUUAUACUGCAUACAAACGCAGUUAUUUAUAUUGGGGCGAUUACAAUAACAGCGACAGGAACAAUGAUCUUAGGAUGCGUCAUACACACCUGUGGAUUGUUUACUAUUGCAAAUUAUCGUAUAGAACAAGCAAUGAGAACCAAAAUACUCGAAAAUAUUAACCUGAAUAAUCGGAAUAUGAUCUGUAAAAAAAUAUUUUAUGCGAUCGAAAUCCAUCGCAAAGCUAUGAAAUUCAUCAACUUUAUGUUAUCUAGUUUUGAAGGCUCGUUUUUGCUGUUAAUAGCGAUAUGUGUAAUUUCUCUAAGCCUGAAUAUAUUUGCGAUCUUUUGUAAUGCAUCGCUUGGAAAUAAAGAAGCAUUUAUAUUACAUCUGUUAUUUGUACUUGUCAUCUUUUUAUAUAUGUUUAUAGCUAAUUAUGCUGGGCAAGAAAUUUUAAAUUACGGUACUCAUAUAUACUCCACCGCGUACAAUGUUCGAUGGUAUAAUGCACCAUUACACGUACAGAAGAUGAUAUUGUUGAUUUUACAAAGGGGCAGUAAAACUUUCGGCCUAAAUGUUGCCGGACUAUUUGCAAUAUCAUUAGAAUGUUUUGCCAUGUUAACGAAAGCGUCGACGUCUUAUUUCACCGUCAUAUAUACUAUGCAGCAAUGAUGUAAAAAUUCAUUAUUUAAUAAAAAUCGACCAUAAAAUAUUAUAUUUCCCACAUUUGAAACUGUAAAAUGUUAUUUCAAUAAAGUUUGCAUAAAUUAAAUAACACCAGAUAACAGCAUUUUGUUUCCUGACUGUUGCACUGUUUAAAUAAUUAAGGAAUCACAAAUUCACAAUUAUUUUUUUUAGAUAAUAGAUAUCUAUUUAAUUUUUCUAUUAUGAAAAACAUAUACACAUCAUGUGAAAUGUGUGUUGAAAAAGUAUGAAACAAAACGAAUGACAUCUAUUACUCUAAAAUUAAUGUUACAAAUGUAUACAGAAUUGACGUGUAUAUUUUUGAACGAGUACGAUGAUAUCAUAAUUUUUCAUCAAUAUCAAUAAGUGAUAUAUCAUAAGAGAUCUAAUAAACAAAAAUGUAAAUAUAAUAUAAAAUAAUAUAAAAACAUGCAUGUGUUUCAAUUAAGAGAAACAAUUAUUGAGUAUCGCUUGUUACAAGUGUAGAAAGUU